Jaculus jaculus (lesser Egyptian jerboa) is the source of this 3477-nucleotide messenger RNA. It is a transcript of the gene Iars2, whose product is annotated as isoleucyl-tRNA synthetase 2, mitochondrial. The coding region runs from base 53 to 3091 and encodes 1012 amino acids. Gene Ontology annotation, biological process: isoleucyl-tRNA aminoacylation. The record is from RefSeq and is a predicted model, not a curated record. The transcript has 23 exons. Gene Ontology annotation, molecular function: isoleucine-tRNA ligase activity; tRNA binding; ATP binding. NCBI's taxonomy places the organism in Eukaryota, Metazoa, Chordata, Mammalia, Rodentia, Dipodidae. Gene Ontology annotation, cellular component: cytosol.
CGGGCAGCAGCCAGGGACCCCCGCGCCCAGAGGUCCGCCCGGGGAGCCCGCCAUGCUUCGGGGGCUGCGGCCUCGCGGGCGCGGGGCGGCGGCUGUGGCCGCUGCCCGGAGCUUGUGGAGGCCGCCCCGCCCUGCCGAUCGCCUGGGGUGGCUCUGGACGGCGAGGCGGCUCCCGGUGCGCCCCGUCUCCGGGGCCAGUGAGCAGCAGAGCAGCCCGAAGAGCAGCAAAUACCGGGACUCGGUGCUGCUGCCGCAGACCAGCUUCCCCAUGAAGCUGCUGGGCCGCCAGCAGCCCGACACGGAGCUGGAGAUCCAGCAGAAAUGUGGAUUCUCAGAACUUUAUUCCUGGCAAAGAGAAAGGAAAGCAAAGACAGAGUUUUGUCUUCAUGACGGCCCUCCUUAUGCAAACGGUGACCCUCAUAUUGGACAUGCUUUAAAUAAGAUCCUGAAAGACAUAGCCAAUCGAUUCCAUAUGAUGAGAGGUUCCAAAGUACAUUUUGUGCCUGGCUGGGAUUGUCACGGGUUGCCCAUUGAAACAAAAGUAUUAUCAGAACUUGGUGGAAAAGCUCAGACUCUUUCAGCCAUGGAAAUUAGAAAGAAAGCAAGGGCAUUUGCUGAGGCAGCUAUUGAAAGACAGAAGUCUGCCUUUGCUCGCUGGGGAGUGAUGGCAGACUGGAACAAGUGCUACCACACAUUUGACGCAGAGUAUGAGGCCAAACAAUUAAGAAUUUUUUACCAGAUGUAUGACAAGGGCUUGGUUUAUCGGUCUUACAAACCAGUCUAUUGGUCUCCUUCAUCAAGGACAGCCUUGGCUGAAGCAGAACUUGAAUACAAUCCUGAGCAUGUCAGCCGGUCAGUUUAUGUGAAGUUUCCCCUCAUGGAACCUCCCCCUAAGUUGGCCUCUCUCAUAGAUGGCUCAUCGCCUGUUAGUUUUUUAGUCUGGACCACGCAGCCUUGGACAAUUCCUGCGAAUCAGGCUGUUUGCUAUAUGCCAGAGUCAAAGUAUGCUGUCGUGAAGUGUUCCACCUCUGGAGCCCUCUACGUGCUGGGCGCAGAUAAAGCAGCAGCAGUUGCCUCUGCUUUGGACACAACGUUUGAGACUCUUUCAACGUUUUCAGGUGUGGAUUUGGAAAACGGAACUUGUAGUCACCCUUUAAUUCCCAGUAAAGUGUCUCCUCUUCUACCGGCAACUCACGUGACCAUGGCCAAAGGGACAGGAUUGGUUCACACUGCCCCUGCUCAUGGCAUGGAAGACUACAGCGUAGCUUCUCAACACGGCCUGCCUGUGGACUGUUUAGUGGAUGAAGGUGGGAUGUUCACAAGUGCGGCAGGCCCUGAACUUCAAAACAAGUCUGUCCUUGAAGAGGGCACGGAUGUGGUUAUAAAGAUGCUUCAGACUGCAAAUAGUUUGUUGAAAGAGGAGCAGUUGGUGCACAGCUAUCCCUACGACUGGAGGACCAAGAAACCCGUGGUCAUCCGAGCCAGCAAGCAGUGGUUCAUAAACAUCGCUAGUAUCAAGGCCACAGCGAAGGAGUUGUUAAAAGCAGUGAAGUUUAUUCCUGGAGCAGCACUGAAUGGCAUGGUGGACAUGAUGGACAGGCGGCCAUAUUGGUGUAUCUCAAGACAAAGAGUUUGGGGUGUCCCAAUUCCUGUGUUUCAUCAUAAGACAAAAGACGAAUACUUGAUCAACAGCCAGACCAUUGAGCAUAUUGUGAGCUUAGUGGAGCAACACGGCAGUGAUGUGUGGUGGACGCUUCCCCCUGAGCAACUUCUCCCACAAGAAGUCUUGUCUCAGGUUGGUGGUCCAGAUGCCUUGGAAUAUGUGCCAGGUCAGGAUAUUUUGGACAUCUGGUUUGACAGUGGAACUUCAUGGUCUUGUGUUCUUCCAGGUACUGAGCAAAGAGCAGAUGUGUACUUGGAAGGGAAAGACCAGCUUGGGGGCUGGUUCCAGUCUUCCUUGUUAACUAGCGUAGCAGCAAGGAAAAAGGCCCCUUUCAAGACAGUGAUCGUUCAUGGCUUCACCCUUGGAGAAAAAGGGGAAAAGAUGUCCAAGUCUCUGGGAAAUGUCAUUAACCCUGAUGCUGUCAUCAAUGGAGGACAGGAUCAAAGCAAAGAGCCUCCCUAUGGUGCGGACGUCCUUCGCUGGUGGGUCGCUGAAUCCAAUGUCUUCACCGAAGUGACCAUCGGCCCGUCUGCACUCGCUGCUGCCAAAGACGACAUCAGCAAGCUUAGGAACACACUCCGCUUUCUUUUGGGAAAUGUGACUGGUUUCAACCCAGAGACAGAUUCUGUUCCUGUGAAAAAUAUGUAUGUCAUAGACCAGUAUAUGUUACAUUUGCUACAGGAUUUUGCAACCAAGGUUACCGAUUCAUAUAAGCAGUAUGAUUUUGGAAAAGUUGUUCGAUUGUUAAAAGCAUUUUAUACCAGAGAACUCUCCAACUUUUAUUUCAGCAUAAUCAAGGACAGGCUGUACUGUGAGAACGAAAAGGAUCCCAGGCGACGCUCCUGUCAGACGGCACUGGUGGAAAUUUUGGAUGUGUUGGUUCGUUCUUUUGCCCCCAUUCUUCCUCACUUGGCAGAAGAGGUAUUCCAGCACAUUCCUUAUGUUAAAGAACCCCAAAGUGUUUUUCGCACUGGGUGGAUUAAAACAAGUUCUAUCUGGAAGAAGCCUGGGCUGGAGGAGGCAGUGGAGAGUGCGUGUGCAAUGCGAGAUUCCUUUCUUGGAAGUAUUCCUGGCAAAAAUGCCGCCGAGUACGAGGUGAUCAUUGUGAUAGAGCCGGGGCUGCUCUUUGAGAUAAUGGAGAUGCUGCAAGCUGAGGAGACCUCCAGCACCUCGCAACUGAAUGAGCUAAUGAUGGCUUCUCAGUCAACUCUUCUGGCUCAGGAGCCACGAGAGAGAAUUGCAGAUGGCAUUGAGCUGACAGGGACAUUCCUCAUCAACUUGGAAGGUGGCGAUAUUCGUGAAGAGUCUUCCUACAAAGUCAUUGUCGUGCCCACUACCAAAGCAAAGUGCCCUCGGUGUUGGAAGCACACAGCCGAGUCUUCAGAGACACUGUGUCCACGAUGCGCAGAGGUUAUCGGUGGGAAAUAGCAUUCUCGUGUUAACAGCUUUUUGAUCAAGAACCUUCCUGACAGUACUGACCUGGAGUUUAGAUGAAUUAUUUAUAAUACUGGAAAGGAGGAAUAGUAACUGAAGGUGAGGGUUAAAUCAGAAUUAUAAAAGGAGUAUUUCCUGUAACUAUACCAAGGAUAAUGUAUUUGUACAUGGAAAUACAUAUAGACAUACAUGUAUACAGGGCUUAUGUGUAUACAGGUGGAGUCGUGAUGAUCUCAGCAUGCAUGUACAUGCGUGCACACACACAAAUCCAUAAUGGAUUUAUUCAGGACACUGAAUAUGCUUGUUUUAUAUUUUAUAUCGUCUUUUUGACUCAGAAUUUAAAUUCUAACAUCUGAAAAUAAAGGCAUUCUGGAAAACUA